This is a messenger RNA of Alligator mississippiensis (American alligator), 4319 nucleotides long. RefSeq names its product phosphatidylinositol 3-kinase catalytic subunit type 3 (gene PIK3C3). The transcript has 25 exons. NCBI's taxonomy places the organism in Eukaryota, Metazoa, Chordata, Crocodylia, Alligatoridae. Gene Ontology annotation, biological process: autophagy of peroxisome; endocytosis; autophagosome assembly. Gene Ontology annotation, molecular function: 1-phosphatidylinositol-3-kinase activity. Bases 1047 to 3581 code for a protein of 844 amino acids. The record is from RefSeq and is a predicted model, not a curated record. Gene Ontology annotation, cellular component: phosphatidylinositol 3-kinase complex, class III, type I; endosome; phosphatidylinositol 3-kinase complex, class III, type II.
ACCUCCCCCAGUGCCUGCGGGGAGGGGCUGGGAUGAACUGGGGUGACCUGGAGUGCAUUAAGCUGGGCUGUGGUGACCUGAACUGGGGUGGAUUGGGUUGAGCUGGGCUGGCACCCCCUCCCUGCUGCUCCUAGGGCAGGUUCUUCAUCCCCUCACUUGCCUCCACCCCUCCCCCUCCCGCACCCCUGGGUGGGGGGCUCAGCUGCGCCCCCGAAUCAGCAGCUGCCCAGCGCGCGGUCUCGUCCCUGCGCCUCGGCGAGCACGGAGGAGCCCGGCAGCGAGGCGCGUGAGCGGCCUGGAAAGGCUGGUGCAUCAUUAAAGGCCGCGGCUUGUUGCCUUGAGGGGCACAGCUCCUUGCAACCCGGCGUCGUGCAUGCGGACGGCUUCGCCCAACUCAAGACACGGGCACGUUUUUGGAGGAAAGCGUCGGCAGGAGCCAUCGAGCACGGGAGUGUGCGGCACGGCGGCUGAAGGGAGCUUCCUGGACGCUAAAUGCCGGAGGCGACACGUGAGAGAGGAAAGGGGCGCAAAGAAAAGACUCUCGUCGUGCCGUGGUUUCUUUCCCUUUCAGCCUCUGUGAGACACGGGCGUGUUUGAUGCACAGCCAGCACGUGGACGUUGGGAACACGACGAUUGGUUACCCCCCUCGUUUUUAGGGGGGCCAUUGGGUGUGCACCAGCUGAAUUCGUGGGGCAGCAUACAGCUAUGCCCGGGACCGGAGCGAGGGUCAGGGGUUGAUAACGAGUGCUUCAAGAGAAGAGCGCAUCGGCGAAGGAGCCUGCGGACGCUGCACUGUGAAACUGCCCAGAGACGUGACCACACAAGGGACAGGGAAGUGGCCCCGCAGCCAUUGGGGUCCUGGCCAGAGUUAGCGUGGCUGCCUCUGUGGCACAGACGACAGGGAGAGGUGGUCUGCCCCAGUAAAUGGCAGUUUUCCUGUUCAUCCGCUGACAGCACAGCUAUGCCCACACAUUUACGUGUUUGCAGGAGGAAGUCUGGAAGGGAAAAGAGAACAGAAGAGUUACAAAGCUCUUUUAGAAGAUCCGAUGCUAAAGUUCUCAGGAUUAUACCAGGAGACCUGCUCAGACUUGUAUGUAACUUGCCAAGUUUUUGCGGAAGGGAAACCCCUUGCUCUUCCAGUUAGGACUUCCUACAAAGCUUUCAGCACUAGAUGGAACUGGAACGAAUGGCUGAAAUUGCCAGUGAAAUAUCCUGACUUACCCCGCAAUGCACAAGUAGCUCUGACCAUCUGGGAUGUGUAUGGGCCUGGUAAAGCAGUUCCUGUAGGAGGAACAACAGUCUCCCUCUUUGGAAAAUAUGGUAUGUUUCGUCAAGGAAUGCAUGAUCUGAAGGUUUGGCCCAAUGUAGAAGCUGAUGGCUCAGAGCCUACCAAAACUCCUGGCAGAACCAGCAGCACAGUCUCUGAAGAUCAGAUGAGCCGACUGGCUAAGCUCACCAAAUCUCAUCGACAAGGUCACAUGGUGAAAGUAGACUGGCUGGACAGACUGACCUUUAGAGAAAUAGAAAUGAUCAAUGAGAGGGAGAAACGAAGUUCUAAUUUUAUGUACUUGAUGAUUGAGUUUCGUUGUGUCAAGUGUGAUGAUAAAGAAUAUGGAAUAGUUUACUAUGAAAAGGACGGUGAUGAGUCAUCUCCGAUUUUAACAAGCUCUGAGAUUGUUAAAAUUCCAGACCCACAGAUGUCUAUGGAGAACUUAGUGGAAAGCAAACAUCACAAGCUGGCUCGCAGCUUAAGAAGUGGACCUUCUGAUCAUGAUCUCAAACCUAAUGCAGCUACUCGCGAUCAACUUAACAUCAUAGUGAGCUAUCCACCAACAAAGCAACUCACGUAUGAGGAACAAGAUCUAGUCUGGAAGUUCAGAUACUAUCUUACUAAUCAGGAAAAGGCUUUGACUAAAUUCUUGAAAUGUGUCAACUGGGACCUACCUCAAGAGGCAAAGCAAGCGUUGGAACUGUUGGGCAAGUGGAAGCCAAUGGAUGUGGAGGACUCUCUGGAGCUUUUGUCAUCUCAGUUCACCAAUCCGACAGUGCGGCGAUACGCUGUAGCCAGGUUGCAGCAGGCAGAUGAUGAGGAUUUGUUGAUGUACCUGUUGCAGCUGGUUCAAGCACUAAAAUAUGAAAAUUUUGAUGAUAUAAAGAAUGGUCUAGAGCCAAACAAGAGGGACAGUCAGGGAUCCAUAUCAGACAGUAUGGCAACAUCUGGAACAAAUGGCACAGAAAUAGAUAGUUCCCAAAUCAUGAGUCCUAUCCCUCCUGUAUCUUCACCACCUCCAUCUUCUAAAACAAAGGAGUCUGCAGAUAGUGAAAACCUUGAUCAAGACCUCUGCACUUUCUUGAUAUCUCGCGCAUGCAAGAAUUCCACUUUGGCAAACUAUUUAUACUGGUAUGUGAUAGUGGAGUGUGAAGACCAGGACACUCAGCAGAGGGACCCAAAGACUCAUGAAAUGUACCUGAACGUCAUGAGAAGGUUUAGUCAGGCUUUAUUAAAGGGUGAUAAGUCUGUCAGGGUUAUGCGUUCUCUGCUGGCAGCCCAGCAGACAUUUGUAGAUCGACUGGUUCAUCUAAUGAAGGCAGUGCAGCGUGAAAGUGGGAAUCGUAAAAAAAAGAAUGAGAGGCUGCAGGCAUUACUAGGAGACAAUGAAAAGAUGAACUUGGCAGAUAUGGAACUUAUUCCACUUCCUCUAGAACCGCAAGUGAAAAUUAAAGGCAUCAUCCCAGAGAAAGCCACAUUGUUUAAGAGUGCCCUAAUGCCUGCCCAGUUAUUCUUCAAAACAGAAGAUGGAGGCAAAUACCCUGUAAUAUUUAAACAUGGUGACGAUUUACGUCAGGAUCAACUUAUUCUUCAAAUUAUUUCGCUCAUGGACAAGCUUUUGCGUAAGGAGAAUCUGGAUUUGAAACUGACCCCGUACAAAGUACUGGCUACUAGCACAAAACAUGGUUUCAUGCAGUUUAUUCAGUCAGUCCCUGUGGCAGAAGUUCUUGCAACUGAAGAGAGUAUACAGAACUUCUUCAGAAAGCAUGCACCAAGUGAUACUGGGCCUCAUGGAAUAAGUGCAGAGGUGAUGGAUACUUAUGUGAAGAGCUGUGCUGGUUACUGUGUGAUUACCUAUAUCCUUGGAGUUGGAGACAGACAUCUGGAUAAUCUUUUGCUAACAAAAACAGGUAAACUAUUUCACAUAGACUUUGGUUACAUUUUGGGCCGUGACCCUAAGCCUCUGCCUCCGCCAAUGAAGCUAAAUAAGGAAAUGGUUGAAGGUAUGGGAGGCACGCAGAGUGAGCAGUACCAAGAGUUCCGGAAGCAGUGUUACACAGCUUUCCUGCAUCUUCGAAGGUAUUCCAACCUGAUCUUGAACUUAUUCUCCCUCAUGGUGGAUGCCAACAUUCCAGAUAUCGCUCUUGAACCUGACAAGACUGUGAAAAAGGUGCAGGACAAAUUCCGUUUGGACCUAUCUGAUGAAGAGGCUGUACAUUACAUGCAGAGUCUAAUUGAUGAAAGUGUCCAUGCUCUGUUUGCUGCAGUGGUGGAACAGAUACACAAGUUUGCUCAGUACUGGAGAAAAUAGAGCUGCCAUCAACUUUGAGUGUGGACAGUACCCAGCAAGAAGAAUAUUUCUCAAGAUACCCUGAACGUUGCAAGACAGCCCCUGAAGGCAAGAACUUUAUAUCGGAUGGUACAGAGUGCCAACAGCAUGGACUAGGUGUCUGGGUGCCAAGUCCCAAUUAGCAGAUUGAAUUUUUUACAGAAAAAAAUGUAUUUAUUUCCUACUUUGCGUUUCAAUGUUAUUGCACCUUUUUUCUAGUAAGAUACUUAAGCUACAAAGGUAAAAUAACUUGCACCAAAGCCAAAGAUGAUUGGAAGAGGCUACAGAAGAGUGAGGUGGCAGUUGAUAACUGUAAAUGUAUUUUUGUGUGUCACUUACUACGUGAUGCUGUCUAGAAACCUAAGUCCAUUUCUGCACUUACCUUGGCUGUGGAUACAUACAAUGGAUAGCCUACAGGCAUAGGUUGCAAUUUCUCAUGAAAGUUCCUCCUUCCGUUUGUGUCUGAAAUCCAUCUUAAAUGCAUUUGCCUGAUCCUCACUUUGGGGAAUGUUCUCUUUCAGAAAGGACGAUGAUUCUUCCUUGCUAACAAACAUAUUUUUAAGUGCUGGUAAGUUAAGCCACGUGUAGGCACUCAGUUAAAUUCCUAAUGGAAUAGACAGGUAGCAGGUGUAAGAGAUGCUGUAUUUAAACACUUUUAUUAUGAGUGCUUUUUGUACAGUAACGAUGUAUUCCCUGACUAAUAAAUCCUUCCUGGAUGCA